CCCGCGCUUCUUCCUCCCGCUGCUCCUCUCAACUUCCAAGCUAUUCCCCCUGUCCCGUACUAAAUGCCUCCCUUCUUCUCUUACACCACCCUCCCCUAUCAACUCACGGAGGGCCCUUAUCCCAUGCGUGAGUUCUCGGAGUAUUUGGUCGAGCUUACUGACAUGGAGCCGCUGCCCUUCGCCGACGAAGACGUGUGGGAGUUGCACCGUGCGCUGUACAAGUUGGUGGCGCUGGGGAUGUUCCGGUACUUCGUGGAUCACGAAGACCACUGCAUCGGGGAGCACUUCGUUGUCUACUGCGUCAUCACACGGCCCAAGCCAGCGGAGAAGGAAGGGACGGUGGCGCUGUACCCAUUCGCCCAGCUCCGGACGAUCGAUCUGGGAUUGCUGGAGCUCAUACAUCUUGAGCUCCUCUCCAUUGUGCAAGUGAUCGCGAGCGAGAAGGAGGAGAUCCAACCACGAUUGCGGACAGCGACGGCCCCGCGGAGAACGUACAACGCAGUCGUCAUCCCGGAUUACAUUGCGCAGUGCGCGAAGAGGUUGGAGGGCUUCCCAGAGGAAAAGCCAUUGCGGCCUCCCUCGUCGUAUCUGCGACCGGCGCCCCCGAAGGCCCCCAAGAAGACGCUGAAGAGGAAGAGACGCCACCCGUCUCUAGGAGCGCAAGGCAGCAGGAUCGGCGGCGGCGAGGAGGUGAUUCAGCCCGCGCGUACGCGGAAUCCUGACCCCGUGCCUGGGAGUGCGGCGACGCUCGUUAAGGAGACUGUCGUGCCAUCGCCGCCCUUUCCGCGUGUGCCCGAUCUCAAUCUUGAUGGAGUCGGGCCAUCAUCAGCAGCAGCAGCCGGAGGAGGAAGCCGAAUGGGAUUUCCGGAUCCCAUAUCUAGMCCCCCCGUCCUCGCGGGACCUCUCCGGAGCAGGAUGAACCAUCGCCAGCCGGAGCAUGAGGCCCUCGAGCAUUUCCAGACGCCGCUUGCAGAUCGCUUGUUGCGGCAUCGGUUCAAUGAGGAAAGGCAGUUGCGGUACGACAUUCAGCAGGUGAACGUGCCAGCGCCUGGGGUUGCUGAUUUGGCGGCGUACUCGCUGCUUUGCGAUCGGCUGACGUAUGCGGGGGUGUACGUGGACGUGACGCAGUUGCCUGGUCGGGAGACGACUCGAGUCUUCAUUGAGUUUCGCGCGCUCCAGGUGGCACGCAACUUCGUGCACAGCGUCGCCACCUUUAUCGGCGACUUGACGAUCCUACCGCAACCGAAUCAGGAGCCGGCGCAAAGUUUUGUGCGCGAAUACGCGGUGGAAGCGGCCAGAUCAGUGGCCAGAUUGCAAGGACGGGGGGGGCACCGAUUCACAGCCCACGAAGUGCUGCUGUGCAGGGCAGAGGACGGACCCAUUGCAUUGGUGCCACAACUCCCCGCGCUUCUUCCUCCCGCUGCUCCUCUCAACUUCCAAGCUAUUCCCCCUGUCCCGUACUAAAUGCCUCCCUUCUUCAUUGACAAGAUUCCUUCAUUAAGUGAACUAUCGACCAUAAUGAUGAUCGAUUGUCCACGAAAGAGUAGUAAUUCAGAAUUCCGAGUAUUCUCUGAUUGUAGAAUCUUAAUAUGUCAGCAUGAUCYAUGGGGACUAUUCCACGUUUUGCCGUGGGUAUAAAGUCUCCUUUCAAAAAUCCCUGUUCUCGCAGUGUACUUAACAGUUUCCUGAUGGGUGCAUGCAACACCAAUCUUUUCCUUCUUUCGUACCUUCUGCUUUUACCACGCGAUAUUUGGGUACCUAGGAAGAAGAAUCCGGAAUCAAUAUGUGAUAUCUUA
Chara braunii is the source of this 1796-nucleotide messenger RNA. NCBI's taxonomy places the organism in Eukaryota, Viridiplantae, Streptophyta, Charophyceae, Charales, Characeae. The record is from the annotation of a GenBank genome assembly.